AUGGGCCCGGCGCGCGCGGACGCGGGCUUCAAGCGCCACCCCGAGGAGUUCCCCGUGCCGGACCCGAAGGACGCGUCGACGCCCGACGCCUGGGUGAAGCGGAACCCCGCGCUCGUGCGCCUCACGGGCCGCCACCCGUUCAACGUCGAGCCGCCCCUCCCGCUCCUCGAGGCGCACGGCCACUCGACGCCCGCGAGCCUCCACUACGUGCGGAACCACGGCGCCGUGCCCGUGGCCUACGGUAGCGCGGCCGAGGCCGACGCCGUCUACGACGGCUGGCGCUGCGAGGUCCUCGCCGGCGGCGGCGUCGAGGCGAAGUCGCUCUCGAUGGCGGACCUCGAAAAGUUCCCCAAGGUCGUCGUGCCGUCGCUCCUCGUCUGCGCGGGGAACCGGCGCAAGGAGCAGAACAUGAUCAAGCGCACCAUCGGCUUCAACUGGGGCGCCGCGGGCCUCGGCAUGUCCGAGUGGGGCGGCUGCCACCUCGCGGACGUGCUCGCGUCGCUCGGCGCGCCGACGGACCCCGCGGCCUGGGACGGCGGCGGCCACGUCUGCUUCCGGGGCCCGGACAAGGAGCUGCCCGGCGGCGCCGACGGGUCCUACGGCACGUCGCUCACGCUCCGCUACGUCAUGGACAAGUCGAACGACGUCAUCCUCGCGUGGGACUGUCAGAACGGCGCGCGGCUCCAGGCGGACCACGGCUUCCCGCUGCGCAUCCUCAUCCCGGGCUUCAUCGGCGGCCGCAUGGUCAAGUGGCUCAAGGAGAUCAAGAUCUCGCCCGAGCAGAGCGACAACCACUACCACUUCAAGGACAACCGCGUGCUGCCCGUGAACGUGACGCCCGAGCAGGCCGAGGCCGAGGGCUGGUGGUUCAAGCCCGACUACAUCAUCAACGAGCUCAACAUCAACAGCGCCAUGUUCCACCCGGGCCACGGCGAGGUGCUCGAUUUGGCGACCGCGGGGCCGACGUACGACGUCGAGGGCUACGCGUACGGCGGCGGCGGCCGGAAGAUCAUCCGCGUCGAGGUCACGCUCGACGGCGGCGCGUCGUGGUUCCUCGUCAAGGACGGCGACGUCACGCACCCGCCGAACACGCCGAACAAGGCCGGCAAGUACUGGGGCUGGUGCUUCUGGAAGAUCACGGUGCCGACGGCGGACCUCCUCAAGGCGCCGAACGUCGCGUGCCGCGCGUGGGACGCGGCGAUGAACACGCAGCCGUCGAACCUGACGUGGAACGUCAUGGGCAUGCUCAACAACCCCUGGUUCACCGUCGUCAAGCACUUCGACGCGGGCCCCGCGGGCACGCCGGUCCUCGUCUUCGAGCACCCGACGCUCGCGGGCGCGCAGGCCGGCGGCUGGAUGACCGACGACGCGCGGCGCCUCGCCGGCGCGUCGCUCACGCCCGAGUCCGCGGGCGCGGCGGCCAUGCGCGACAUGCACGCGGCGCGCGCGGCCGCCGCCACGGGCGCGCCCCUCGGCAACACCUACACGCUCGCGGACGUCGCCAAGCACGACACGCCCCAGGACUGCUGGAUCGCCGUCAACGGCGUCGUCUACGACACGAACCCCUACCUCGCGGAGCACCCCGGCGGCGCGUCGUCGAUCACGAUGAACGCGGGCACGGACGCGACGGACGAGUUCACGGCCAUCCACAGCCGCAAGGCCUGGACCCUCCUCGACAAGUACGCCAUCGGCACGCUCGCGGCCGACGGCGGCGGCGCCGCCGCGGCCGCGGACGCGCCGCGCCUCGACGCCAAGGGCCGGCCCGUCGCGCUGAACCCGAAGAAGCGCGUCAAGCUCAAGCUCGCGCAGCGCGUCCAGCUCAGCGACGACUCCUUCCGCCUCACCUUCGCGCUCCCCAGCGACGACCACGUCCUGGGCCUGCCCACGGGGCAGCACGUGCUCGUCUACGGCCAGGACGCGGCCGGCAAGUCCGUCGCGCGCGCGUACACGCCCGCGACGGCCGACGAGGUCACGGGCCGCGUCGACUUCGUCAUCAAGGCCUACCGGCCCCUGCCGCCGCGCUUCCCCGACGGCGGCGCGCUGUCCCAGCACCUCUGCGACCGCAUCGCCGUCGGCUCGGAAGUCGAGUUCCGCGGGCCCAUGGGCGAGAUCGAGUACCUCGGCGGCGGCGCCUUCGAGGUCCACGACGACAAGGGCGUCAAGAAGCGCAUCGCCGUCAAGCGCGCGGGCCUCAUCGCCGGCGGCACGGGCCUCACGCCCAUGCUCCAGCUCAUCACCGCCGUCGGCGCGGAGGUCGCCGCGGACGCGCCCGGCGCGCCCGCGCUCUCCUUCCUCCUCGGCAACCGCACGGAGGCCGACAUCCUCUGCCGCGACGAGAUCGAGGCGGCCCAGAAGGCCGGCGCCGUCGACCUCCACUACACGCUCGACAAGCCGCCGCCGGGCUGGCCGCACCACACGGGCUUCAUCGACGACGCGAUGCUCGCGGCGACGAUGCCCAAGCCCGCCAAGGACACCUACUUCUUCUGCUGCGGCCCGCCGCCCAUGAUCAAGUCCGCCCUGGCCAAGCUCGAGGCCGCGGGCCACUCCAAGGCCAACAUGCUCUGCUUCUGAGCGCGCGCGCGCCGAGAGGCGCGCGCGGAGCCGCGGAAGUCCGAGCCUCCGCGGGCCGCCCUGCACAGAUACCCCCGCGGGCCCGCGCGAUCCCCCCCCCCCCUGCUGCUCCCGACCUUCGUGAAUUACAUGCAUCUCUCUG
Molecule: messenger RNA, 2713 nt
Organism: Aureococcus anophagefferens
Lineage: Eukaryota; Pelagophyceae; Pelagomonadales; Pelagomonadaceae
Gene: NIA1
Exons: 3
Coding region: 1-2571 (856 amino acids)
Molecular function (GO): molybdenum ion binding; heme binding; oxidoreductase activity
Source: RefSeq, a predicted model, not a curated record